UUGCAUCUCUCUCUCUCUCUCUCUCUCUCUCUGUGACCAUUUGCUGACUGACCGUCUCUAAAAGUUUUUUAAUUUGGGGGAGGGUGUAGGGAAGGGUUGUCUCAUCUCAUGUAUGGCUGUAAGCUGCUACAUGGUGAUAUAUUAAAUUGUACAGUGAAUGAAUGAAAUAAAAAAUAAAUAAAGGGAUAGAAAACACAAAAGAAAACUUAAUUGGGAUUUUCAGGGAAGGACUUGAGGGCUGGGAAUUCUCAGGGAAGGACUUUCCGGCAAUUAUAAAUACCAUUGUUUUCACCAUUCCCCCGCAUUGCAGGAGAGACCUACCCAUACCCAUCUCAAUCUCAUCUCCCAAAAACAUUUCAAUCUCAUCUUUUCCUUUGUUGUGUUUUAGUCAGGAUGACUAUUCUCAUAGAGCAGCCAGAGUUUGGACAAUAUGAGGGAGAGGAAAAGAAGAACCCAGUACUAGACCAACAAGAAGAAGAACUGGUGUUGGAUGGGGGAUUUGUUGUGCCAGUCACAAAUUCUUUUGGUCACAUAUUUAGGGAUUACGAUGCGGACAGUGAGCGACGAGACGGGGUCGAGGAAUUCUACCGAAUCAAUCACAUUUACCAGACUUAUGACUUUGUGAAGAGAAUGAGAGAAGAGUACAAGAAAUUGAAUAGAAUGGAAAUGAGCAUAUGGGAAUGCUGUGAACUUCUCAAUGAUGUUGUCGAUGAGAGUGACCCUGACUUGGACGAACCUCAAAUUGAGCACUUGCUGCAGACUGCUGAAGCCAUCAGAAGGGACUACCCCAAUGAAGAUUGGCUCCACUUGACUGGCCUCAUCCAUGACCUUGGGAAGGUACUUCUUCUGCCUAGCUUUGGAGGGCUUCCUCAAUGGGCUGUUGUGGGUGACACUUUCCCUGUUGGGUGUGCUUUCGACGAAUCCAUUGUUCAUCACAAGCAUUUCAAGGAAAAUCCAGACUAUAACAAUGCUGCUUGCAACACUAAAUAUGGAGUUUACUCGGAAGGUUGUGGACUAAACAAUGUCAUGAUGUCAUGGGGGCAUGAUGACUACAUGUAUUUGGUGGCCAAGGAGAACAAGACAACUGUACCUUCAGCAGCUCUUUUCAUUAUUAGAUACCACUCAUUUUACGCUUUGCAUAAAUCAGGAGCAUACAAGCACUUGAUGAAUGAGGAAGAUGUUGAGAAUUUGAAGUGGCUUCAAGUAUUCAACAAAUAUGAUCUUUACAGCAAGAGCAAAGUCCGAAUCGAUGUCGAGAAGGUCAAGCCGUACUAUCUCUCCCUCAUUGAAAAGUACUUCCCUGCAAAGCUAAGGUGGUGAAGAUUGGUGAAAGCACUGAAGAUUAAAGAUUUGAUCUAGAAAUAAUGCAUAAUGGAGAUCACCAACUAGCAGUUAGGGGAAGAGUGGAUUAUACGGCUUUGUGCACUGAACUGUCCUUUUUUUUAUGCUAGAAAGUUCGUGUUAUUUGAAUAAUUCAUUUUGUUUUUGGACAAAAUGACAUAUCAUCUUCCUAUAGGUGAUAUGUAUCCUUAUAAUGACAUCGUAUUGUUUCCACUCAAAAAAUAAGUCAAAAUUUUGUUAACGUC
Malania oleifera is the source of this 1586-nucleotide messenger RNA. RefSeq names its product inositol oxygenase 1-like. The transcript has 11 exons. Gene Ontology annotation, molecular function: inositol oxygenase activity; iron ion binding. Lineage: Eukaryota; Viridiplantae; Streptophyta; Magnoliopsida; Santalales; Ximeniaceae. Gene Ontology annotation, cellular component: cytoplasm. Gene Ontology annotation, biological process: inositol catabolic process. The record is from RefSeq and is a predicted model, not a curated record. The coding region runs from base 394 to 1320 and encodes 308 amino acids.